GCCUUAUGGGUCACUGGCAGGAGAACAGCAUGGCUGGGGUGUGGUGUGGGCUCUAUGGGGGAGUGCUGUGCUUCUGGCUGCUGUACUGCCCCUUUGCUCUGGCUCUGGGGGAGCCUAGGGAGCUGGUCUGUGGCCAGAGAAGCUUGCAGUUCAUGCUGCAUCCUGGCCAGGCUGGGGUGGACUCCCUGGCACUGACUGCUUGGGAUGUGGCUGGGAAGCUGCAUGCUCUGCAGAAUGACUCCAGCUGUGGGGUCUGGGUCUCCCAGGCUGCAGAUGGCUCCAGGACAGUUGGUGCCUCCUAUGCCGGCUGUUAUGUCUCUGAAUGGGAUGGCGGUUACCUGAUGGUGGUUGGUGUUGAGGGGAUGGCUGCUGGUGGGCGCAGGGCCUUGCAUGAGGAGAAGGUGCUCAGGUGCCCCAGGAGCCUGCCAGCCCUGGAUGCUCCAAGCCCCGAUGUCUGUGCUGCCAUCCAGAGCCAGGACAGGCUGCCCUGUGGCUCCCCACCCAUCACCCGGGGAGUCUGUGAAGAACAAGGCUGUUGUUUCAACCCCAGUGAUAGGGUGAAGCCUUGUUACUAUGGCAACACAGUGACAGCACAGUGCACUCCAGAUGGCCAUUUCUCCCUCGUGGUCUCUCGGGCUGUGACUCUGCCCCCCCUGAUCCUGGACUCGGUGCAUCUGGCCAAUGGGCGUGGUGCUGGCUGUGUCCCUGUAGAGCAGAACAACGCCUUUGUCCUGUUCCGGUUCCCACUCUCUGCCUGUGGCACCACUUUCCAGAUGGCUGGAGACCAGGGUGUGUAUGAGAAUGAGCUGGUGGCAUUCAGGGAUGUGAGAACCUGGAGUCUGGGCUCCAUCACCCGGGAUAGCACUUUCAGGUUACAUGUCCGCUGCAGCUACUCCAUCAGUGGAAACUUCCUCCCCCUGAGUGUCCAGGUCUUCACCCUGCCCCCGCCCCCUGGUGUGUCCCAGCCUGGCCCCCUGGUGCUGGAGCUGCGCAUUGCCACAGAGCAGAGUUAUGGCUCCUUCUAUGCAGACCGAGAUUACCCUGUGGUGAAGGUUCUGCGGGACCCCAUCUACGUGGAGGUCCAGAUCCUGCAGAGAACUGACCCAGAUCUGGUUCUGGUCCUGCACCAGUGCUGGGCCACCCCCAGCACCAACCCCCAGCAGCAGCCGCAGUGGCCUAUCCUGGUGGAUGGGUGCCCGUACACAGGAGACAACUACCAAACCCAGCUGGUGCCUGUGGGAGCCACCUCAGGGCUGCAGUUCCCAUCUCACCACCAGCGCUUCAUCAUCAGAACCUUCACCUUCAUGGAGUCUGCCUCCCAGCGGGUGCUCACAGGGCCGGUGUACCUGCAUUGCAGCGCCUCAGUGUGUCGGCCCUCCAGGCUGGAGCCCUGCACCCUCUCCUGCCCUGCUGGAGCCCGGGGCAGGAGGAGCUCUGAGCAGCACCUUCAAGAUGGGCUCUCCCACAUCACCAGCCAGGGGCCUGUGUUUCUCCUCCAGGCCAGGCUGAAGAGGGAAGUGUCUUCAGAACUUGGAUCUCCAAGGAACACUGGAGCAGCCUGGAUCUUGGCCUUAGCUGGGGUGAUGCUGAUGGGGGCACUGUGUGUGAUGCUCAUGGCCAUCAUGCAGGGCAGAUGGAGAAAUACAGCCUGUGAGAUCUGUGUGAUACAAUAAACGCUAUUGCAAGCAUGCUUUCUCUGUGCUUCCUGGGCUGGGGCAGUGUGGCCUGGCCCUAGGGGAGGCAGGGGAAACCACUUGCAGGUUUGGCACAAGUGGAGUGAUGGUACUAGAAUGCAGAGUCCAUCUAUGUCCCCUAGGCAGAGCUACCAUCCUGUCCUUCUACCACCUGGGAGCAGGACACUGACUAGCAAGACAGCUGUUGGGGGGAGGGGGGGGGGCCAGGGGAGCUAGCUAGUGUUAUGUGCUUCUCUUCAGCUGCCACCUCUGAGCACACAGCAGG
Chelonia mydas (Green sea turtle) is the source of this 1959-nucleotide messenger RNA. RefSeq names its product zona pellucida sperm-binding protein 4-like. The transcript has 12 exons. Lineage: Eukaryota; Metazoa; Chordata; Testudines; Cheloniidae. Gene Ontology annotation, biological process: prevention of polyspermy; binding of sperm to zona pellucida. Gene Ontology annotation, cellular component: egg coat. Gene Ontology annotation, molecular function: structural constituent of egg coat; acrosin binding. The record is from RefSeq and is a predicted model, not a curated record. The coding region runs from base 6 to 1673 and encodes 555 amino acids.